ACGACACUCCAACCUCCUCCUUUCGACCCACGCCCGCCCGCCUGCACCGCGCCAGCGCGUCUGCACGAGACGCGCACCUGCCCGUUAUUUGUCGCGCCUGCUCCAACCGUCACAAUGGCUUAGCGCUCUUUUCCAUAUUCACCCACUUGCUCACCCGGGCAUCCCCACGAACUCGCGGCAACGGCAGCGACCCACAGCCCUUCAACCCGCGUUUUCCCACACCAUCACGAACCCCACGACUGCCAAAGACACUCUAUAUACCUGUUAGCAGUAUUCGCACCCUAAGCGCGGCAUCCCUGGAGUUCAAAGGCGCGCUCCACCUUCACCACAGCCCAUCGAACCUUCCCACGACACCGGGCUGUCGCUUCCUCCUAUUCAAUACCCAGCAUUCACGCCAGGAUCCCCCCUCACCCCUCACGUGCUCUUCACCAUGGACUACUGUACGCUAGCCAAUGAGCCCAGCUCGCCGCUGAGCUCGCUUCCUUCCUGUGAUGGCUCCGAUUCAGAGGUUUCCUUUCUCUCCCGUUCGCCCACACCACCUGACAACGUCACCCUGCCCUUCGCUCCACAGCGCGCCUACAUGUCCCCGUCGUCUUCCCGACGCACCUCUGCAAAGUCCUCCCCUGCGCCCGAAGACAUGCCCUCUCCACCUUCCAGCAACGACGACGACCAGCGCCCACGCAAGAGGAGGAAGAUGGCAGAUUCAAAAGAGCGCACAGCCAACUAUCUUGACCUGUCCAGUCCAGAAGUCACCGAGGACCAGCUACCGCAGCUGCAGCGCUUGCUCAACGUGCUGCACAAGAAGCGGAAGAUUGUCGUCAUUGCAGGUGCGGGCAUUUCCGUGUCUGCAGGUAUUCCCGACUUCCGCUCAGCCACGGGCCUGUUCAACUCGCUCAAAAAGGAACACAAGCUCAAAUCCUCGGGCAAGGACCUCUUUGAUGCCUCUGUAUAUCAAGACGACACAUCCACAUCCACGUUCCAUGACAUGGUGCGCACACUAUCUCAACACACAAAAUCUGCGCAGCCCACCGCCUUCCACCACCUCCUCGCAACUCUUGCCCAGGAAGGCCGCCUGAUGCGACUAUAUACCCAGAAUGUUGACGGCAUCGAUACAUCCCUUCCCCCCCUAACUACCCAGGUUCCUCUACCAAAGAAAGGCCCGUGGCCCAAGACUGUGCAGGUGCACGGAGGCCUAGAUCACAUGGUUUGCUCCAAAUGUCAUACACUCUCUCCUUUCGACGCCGACAUGUUCAACGGCCCUACACCGCCAGCUUGCCCCAGCUGCGUGGAAACUGAUGAGAUCCGUCAAGUCGCCGAGAAACGAAGCCACGGUAUUGGGCGACUCCGCCCUCGCAUGGUGUUGUACAAUGAGCACAACCCAGAUGAUGAGUCCAUUGGCUCUUGUGCGACCUACGACAUGCGCAUGCGGCCUGAUGCUGUCAUUGUAGCGGGCACCACAUUGAAGGUCCCUGGUGUACGACGGAUAGCCCGCGAAAUGUGCAACAUCGUUCGUGAUCGACGAGACGGCGUUACAGUAUGGCUCAACAAUGACCCGGAGCCUAUGGGCAAAGAUCUCGAGGACGUAUGGGAUUUAGUGGUCAAGGGACCCUGCGACAACGUUGCUCACCAUGCCAACAUGCGAAGAUGGGACGACCCUAUGGACUACAAGGUAGUCACAGACGAAGACCUUAGCAAGCUCAAGAAGAAGCAAAAGGCAGAGGUUGUCGUUGGCACCCCUAGGAGAAAUGGUGUCAUUCACAACGCAGGCCAGCUAACGCCUGGUCAAAGCCCACGCAUGCUCCCUCUGUCGAUGGUUAAACAGGAACCAUCCACACCGACAAAGAAGGGCACAAAGCGCAAGUCGGACGCGCAGAUGGAUCUCUUCGGGAAGGUUGCGACGAAGGCACCUGCGAAGAAGCCCAAAGCACAGCCGAAGAAGGCGACUGCCACCAAGAGCAAAGCGAAGAAAGCGCCGAAGAAGGAGAUACCCGUGAUCAACAAUGUAUUCAAGGCGACCAAGGGGUCUGCCCGGCCUGCGUCCAAGCCUUUUGCGAAAGCCUCCGAUCCUUCACUCACCAUCGUCGAAACAAAAGUCAGCACGCUACCACGGCCGACCACCACCAAGGAGAACACCAGCGAUUGUCUUCAUGUUGAGAAGAGUCGAACCCCGGUCACUCCUAACAAAAGCAUAAGGCUCACCAAGAUCAAACCCAAUUUUGUCAUGAUGCCUCUAUCGGAUGCGGAUAGCCGCAAUAACCAUACCCCGCAACGACCACCGAUGGAAACCUUUACGCCAGUCAAGGCUCGUACGCCCAGUGAGCAGAUACGGGAGGAGCUACAAUACUCGAUGAUCAGUUCGCCUACGAGCGACGGCCGCCCUUCAUCAGCCAGCUCAGAGCGACACAGAAUUGAGAGCCCCACUGGGCCACUCCCCAAGGGCAUGGCAAACCUCCUGCACUAGUUAUUCUAUUCUUCAUGCAUUCCGCGGCGUUGGUAAUACGAACUUCUUCAAGUCGGUGCUGCAGUCCUGUCUUGUAGUACGAGUGCAUACAAGGCGUCUUCUGUUUCAGUGGGAUAGCCCAUCAAUUGUACGAGUAGCUUUGCAUCUGGGGAUACGCAUAUCUUACUUCUUUUGGCUGCAUGAUACCGGGAAGACCCUAGUGAGCAGGGUUGGUGCUUUUGGGGUCUAAACAUAGAUGCAGGAUUGUGAUUUAUUAGGAGCUUCGACUCACCAUCAAUUCAUAUUGUUCCCUCUUACCUCA
Messenger RNA from Cucurbitaria berberidis CBS 394.84, 2762 nucleotides. Its product is annotated as NAD-dependent histone deacetylase-like protein SIR2. Gene Ontology annotation, biological process: negative regulation of transcription by RNA polymerase II; regulation of DNA repair; pericentric heterochromatin formation. Gene Ontology annotation, cellular component: mating-type region heterochromatin. The record is from RefSeq and is a predicted model, not a curated record. Bases 431 to 2461 code for a protein of 676 amino acids. NCBI's taxonomy places the organism in Eukaryota, Fungi, Ascomycota, Dothideomycetes, Pleosporales, Cucurbitariaceae. Gene Ontology annotation, molecular function: NAD+ binding; histone deacetylase activity, NAD-dependent. The transcript has a single exon.